Molecule: messenger RNA, 2043 nt
Organism: Cucumis sativus (cucumber)
Lineage: Eukaryota; Viridiplantae; Streptophyta; Magnoliopsida; Cucurbitales; Cucurbitaceae
Product: pathogen-related protein
Exons: 8
Coding region: 70-801 (243 amino acids)
Source: RefSeq, a predicted model, not a curated record
GCAUUAUAUAAGAUGCCAUUCCCCUCUUUACCCACAAAGCAAAUCCAUCCCUAGACCCUUCAUUUCACAAUGGCCUAUGGUGAUGAGAAGUAUCGUUCUCUUUUGACUGGUGAUGAAGAGAAAAACACCAAAUGGAGAUAUGGGGUUCCUCCUAACUAUGAUAUUGUCAACAAACUCUUUGAAGAAGAGAGGACUACUGUAUGGCCUGUUGGGUCACUUGAAGAGAGAGUGCAAAGCCUAGUGAAGAAUUUUGAGAUGGAAAUGUUCCAUAAGAUAUCACCCAGUGACUUCAAAACAAUAGAUGUGAACAAAUAUACUUUCUCUCUCAAUGGAAGAAAACCUUUAGCUGUUGGACAGGUAAGUAAACUUGGAGGUUACAAUCCCUUCCUUCAGACAUCCCUCCCUGAUGAGUACAGGUACUAUAAUGCUGAAAAGGAGACUGCUGAAUCAUCUCACCGAGCUUUCACUGCGACAUUCCUUAGAGGUUUUGCUCUUGAGAUUAUCCAAGUUUAUUCAGGGCCCCCAAAUAUUGUGUUCAAGUUUAGGCAUUGGGGCUACAUGGAGGGGCCGUUCAAAAACCAUGCCCCCACUGGGGAGAUAAUUGAAUUCUAUGGAGUUGCCAUUUUCAAGGUGAAUGAGAAAGAUAAAAUUGAGGGGGUGGAGUUCUUUUUUGACCCAGCGGAGUUGGUUGGAAAACUCCUGAAAGGUCCUGAUUUGGAUGGCUCGGUUGAAAAGGCGAUGUCAAGCUGCCCUGUCUUGAGAAACACAGGGUUGUACUACUGUGUCUUCCUUGAGUUAUAAGGAGAUAAGACAUGAUUAAUAUGACAACAAUUCAUUUGAUAAACCCAACUGGAAGAAAUGUGAAUUCUUCCGUGGUUAACUUUUUAUAAGCUGUAGGAGACCUUGGAGAUCGCCUUCAAUUUGACUGCACAAUUAAAGAGGAAGUUUCAGGUUCCCCCAUCUUAAGCAAGAAUGGUAGAAUGUGAAGUUAUAACUCAUUUUAAAUUGCAUUCAGUGAUAUGAAGUAAUCAUCCUGCCCCUCUGGCUAAAGACACGCAUUCCUACAUAAAAUCUAUAACCCUGGUUGACUAAAAACUUAAAACUGAUAUUGAAUUGUUGGAACUUCCAACAUUUUCUCUGGACAGCGUACUUGCCGCAGCAUUUGCCAACUACUCAAGGAAUUGGAACAAUAAGCAGAAUUUGGUAGCACCAGCAAAAGUCUUUAGGAGAGAAUGAUGAAACAGUUACUAAAAACAGAACAGAGAACAGCACAACAAAAGCCAGAGAAGGAACCAGCUAGCAGGGAGAAACACUUGUUAAAACACCAAUUGACCCAAAAUUUAAGCUGACGGGCAAAGGUAAAUUUAAUACACUUCCACCGUAAAUCUAUGAAACAAGUUGAAGAAUGAAAAAGUUACCUCGUCAACCAAAGAAAGGCUCUGCUACAACUGGUAAGCUUCCUUGCAUUUCCUUCAUUUGUCUCUUUCUUCAAAAUUUCUACCAUAUUGGAAUACAUCGAAGGAUCAGACUCAUACAUGUUCUCCAACCUCUGCAUUUUACACCACCAUUUUAUUGUAAGUAAUAGACAUAGAGAGGAAAAGAGAGAAAGCUUUAUGCUAUUUUGAUACUGUGUAUACCUGAAUGUUCUGAUAAAUGUCUUGUCUUAGAACAGUCAUUGUUGGUCCUACCUUAUCUGCAGCAAAAGAAAAGACCAAAAACCAAUCUCAUUUUAACAACAAGAACAUUUGUUCUCGAAACAAGCAGGGAGACAGAGAGUGUAAAUUACCUAGAAAUUGAAGGAUCAAAUUGCAAAUAGAAAGAAAGUGGUUGGUGGGUAUGCUAGAAGCAGCAUGAUCAACAGGUUUGAACUUAGCCAACACUGAAAGCUCAGCUGUUGAAGACCUCAUUUCAGAUUCCUUUUCCACUUCUCUCUUCCUCUUCAUAUACAAAUUAAUAAACUAAAACCCCUUCUUUCACUUCUUGGUUUCCAGUUUAACCCUUUGAUUUUCAAAUAUUCUUAUAAAGGAAGGACCAUUCUUUCUC